Molecule: messenger RNA, 1722 nt
Organism: Microthlaspi erraticum
Lineage: Eukaryota; Viridiplantae; Streptophyta; Magnoliopsida; Brassicales; Brassicaceae
Source: the annotation of a GenBank genome assembly
AUGGAAGACGAUUUCGAUAUGCAGCUUCCGGCAGAGGAGCCAGAAGAGAUGGAUUUGGAUCUCGCUGACGAUGCCGAAUCAGCUCCUUACCUGAAGAUCGGCGAGGAGAAGGAGAUCGGGAAAUCAGGAUUGAAGAAGAAGCUCGUCAAGGAAGGUGAAAAAUGGGACACGCCCGAGAACGGAGACGAAGUUGAAGUACAUUACACGGGAACUUUGUUAGACGGGACCAAGUUCGAUUCGAGCCGUGACAGAGGAACUCCCUUCAAAUUUACCCUCGGCCAAGGGCAUGUGAUCAAAGGCUGGGACAUAGGGAUCAAGACGAUGAAGAAAGGCGAGAACGCCAUUUUCACCAUCCCUCCCGAGCUGGCGUAUGGCGAAACCGGCUCGCCGCCAACAAUUCCUCCGAACGCAACUCUUCAGUUUGAUGUAGAGCUGUUGUCGUGGAAGAGCGUGAAGGAUAUAUGUGGUGAUGGUGGGCUGUUCAAGACUAUAGUCGUGGAAGGAGAGAAAUGGGAGAAGCCAAAAGAUCUUGAUGAAGUUUAUGUCAAAUAUGAAGCUCGGCUUGAGGAUGGCACCAUUGUUGGAAAGUCUGAUGGUGCAGAGUUCACAGUCAAGGAGGGACAUUUCUGCCCUGCGCUUGCUAAGGCUGUCAAAACCAUGAAAAGAGGGGAGAAGGUUCUGUUAACUGUGAAGCCACAAUAUGGUUUUGGAGAAAUUGGUAGACCGGCAGCUGAUGGUCUUCAAGCUGCGAUCCCACCAAAUACGAGCAUUUUUAUCGAGCUUGAGUUGGUUUCUUGGAAGACUGUGGUGGAAGUAACCGAUGACAAGAAGGUCAUCAAGAAGAUACUCAAGGAAGGAGAAGGAUAUGAGCGUCCCAAUGAAGGAUCAGUUGUCAAAUUGAAGUUGAUUGGUAAACUUCAAGAUGGAACUGUGUUCUUGAAAAAGGGUCAUGGAGAAGUUGAGGAGCCAUUCGAGUUCAAGACUGAUGAAGAGCAAGUAAUUGAAGGGCUCGAAAGAGGUGUGAUGGACAUGAAGAAGGGUGAGGUGGCGCUCAUCACCGUUUUACCGGAAUAUGCUUUUGGUUCCUCUGAAUCAAAGCAGGAGCUGGCUGUAAUACCGCCAAACUCAACUGUAUGCUACGAGGUCGAGAUGGUAUCCUUCAUCAAGGAGAAAGAGUCUUGGGACAUGAACAUACAGGAAAAGAUAGAAGCUGCUGGCAAGAAGAAGGAAGAGGGGAAUGCGCUGUUUAAGGCUGGAAAAUACGCAAGAGCUUCAAAGAGAUACGAGAGGGGUGUGAAGUACAUAGAAUAUGACUCGACUUUUGAUGAAGAGGAGAAAAAGAAAGUAAAAGCUCUGAAAAUUGCAUGUAACCUUAACAAUGCAGCUUGCAAGCUGAAAAUGAAAGAUUACAAGGAAGCAGCGAAAUUGUCCACAAAGGUUUUGGAGAUGGAUAGUCGGAACGUGAAGGCUAUGUACAGGAGAGCACAAGCAUACAUGGAGACGGCUGAUCUUGAUUUGGCUGAGCUUGAUAUCAAGAAGGCUCUUGAAAUCGAUCCUUACAACAAGGAGGUGAAGAUGGAAUAUAAGAAACUGAAGGAGAAGAUGAAAGAGUACAAUAAGAAAGACGCUCAGUUUUACAGCAAAAUGCUGGGGAAAAUGCUUGAGCCACAUAAAGAAGCUCAGAAGGAAGCACAAGCGAUGAGUAUUGACGCCAAGGCAUGA